Messenger RNA from Rosa chinensis, 2523 nucleotides. RefSeq lists its product as uncharacterized. Gene Ontology annotation, molecular function: protein binding. The record is from RefSeq and is a predicted model, not a curated record. The coding region runs from base 136 to 2481 and encodes 781 amino acids. Lineage: Eukaryota; Viridiplantae; Streptophyta; Magnoliopsida; Rosales; Rosaceae. The transcript has 10 exons.
AGUUCCUAUCACACUGAAUCUCCAAUUUUUCUUGAUCUCUACCCCCUUACAUAUUCAUCUCUAUUUCUAACCAGCAAGCUUACCAAAUCUUCAACGGUCAGACACUCAUAUCAACCUUCAUGCUACAGGUCUAGUAUGGGAAGUACUAUGUUUGCUAAUACCUCCAUCUUCCCUGAAUCACUUAACCGUAAUAACUAUAAUCACUGGAGUAUGCGGGUCAAAACCUACUUGUUGGCCGAAGGUUUAUGGAACGUUAUCAAAGAAACCACUAAACCAGAAGAUUGUGAUUCUGAACCGGAAUGGUUCGAGGCUUGGACAAUGAAGAAUGCGAAAGCUCUGCAUGUAAUCCAAAACUCGUGCGGGAGUGAUAUGUUUUCUCUGAUAAGUGAUAUUGACACUGCCAAAACUGCAUGGGAGAUCUUGGAAAGAGAGUGCAAGGUACUGAAGGCAGACAUAGAUAUAGUUCUGGAAAAGGAAGAGGAAGGAAAAUCUGUUCGCAGCGCAAUCCAAACCCAACACAAAGAAGACGAGGAAAUAAAGGCAAGUGAAGGUGAGAACAAUACCAACAACUUCAAACGCUAUGAAACUUUCUUCAAUCGUGUGAAGAGUGGAAAUUGGCCAAAGGCAAAGGAGUAUCUUGAAGAAGAAGGACUAGAUAUCAACGAAGCGGUAAGAGCAAGAGAUCCAAGAUACCAAUACACAGCUCUUUACCUAGCUGCCAAGGAAGGGCAUGCAAAGAUUGUGAAAGAGUUACUGUCGUUUAUGAGAAAAGAAGAGCUGGAAGUGAUAAACACUGGUGGUUACACACUUUUAGGCAAUGUUGUAAGAAAAGGCUAUGGCGGAGCAACAAAUGCAGAAGAAGUGGCUAGAUGCAUAGUUGAAAAGAACGAGAAUGUACUCACCAUUGGCAUUAAUCCUCCCCACAGUUGGUUUCCAGUUGUCGAGGCUUGUUCCUGGAACAGAUGGAAACUGGCUCGCUAUCUCUAUUCUGUCACUCCCCAUGAAGCUCUAUUAACAGAGACCAGGCGUGAUGGCCCUCAAAUUCUUACCUAUUGUUUUAAGCGUAUGAAAGGGUUUGAUAUUGCACGGGACAUAUUGAAAUGUAAUCCAAUCUUGGCUCUUACUGAAAACUACGAUGGAGAGUUUCCUAUGUCCGUAUUGGCUUGUAUGCAGUCUGCAACCUUCAGUGGAAGGCAACUUAAAUAUUGGCAGCAGUGGAUCUAUGACAGUAUACAAAUGAAACCUGUUGAUCCUAUCCCUCAUGAGAUAUCUAUAAAUGUUUCAAAACCGGAAGAUGAUCAAGAUGGCAGUCCAACUCGAGACCUAAAAGAUGUGUGUGCAAACAACCCCUAUGGUGCAAGGUGGACGACCAAUUGCUCAGUCAUGAACUUACACAGAGGAUCCAUGAGGGGUGUCGGUAAACUUUUGGGAAUCAAAUCCAUAUAUGAAAUGAAAUUGAUCCACAUGGAAAUCCUUGAAUUCAUACGUUGCAUUGAAGGGAUAAAAUGGGAGAAACUUACAGAAGAGCAAUGGAAAAUCGUGAAAACAUCAAUCUUUCGAGCUGUAGAACGAGGAAAUGUUCAGUUUGUCACUGAAAUAUAUAAUGCAAAUCGACAGAUUGGAAUGAUUAGAGCAAAGGAUAAGAAAGGAAGGAACAUAUUUCAUGUUGCCAUUGAAUGCCGCCAAAUUAACAUUUAUAACCUUAUAUAUGGACUGCGUGAAGAAAAGAGAAGCAAUUUGGGAUGUACUGUAACGAGCUCUAACGAAAAUAUGCUCCAUAUGGCGGGGAAAUUGUCUCCACUCUCGCAAUUCAAUCAUAUUCAAGGUGCAUAUUUGCAAAUGCAGAGAGAGCUGCAAUGGUUUAAGGAGGUGGAGAGUAUUGUACCGGUUGAAAUGCGUGAAUCUCUAAAUACUUCAUAUGUGACACCGCGUGAGCUCUUUACCAAAAGUCAUGAGAAAUUAAUGAAGGAUGCAGAAGACUCAAUUAAAGGGAUAGCAACUUCUUGUACAGUUGUAGGUGCUCUCAUUGUUACCAUCAUGUUUGCUGUAGCAUUCACUGUUCCUGGUGGAAGCGAUAGUAACACAGGUCUUCCCGUUUUCAUGGAUAAAAAGUUGUUUAAGAUUUUUAUCAUUUCAGAUGUUAUAUCAUUAGUGACAUCCACGACCUCAGUAAUUAUAUUUUUGGGAAUCCUCACGUCACGUUAUGCAGAAGAUGACUUCCUCACAUUUUUGCCUACAAAAAUGAUGAUCGGUCUUUCCACCCUUUUCCUCUCGAUUUCUGCUAUGAUGAUUGCAUUUUCUUCUGCCCUCACCAUUAUGACUGGUGAUAAGAGAAACUCCAAGACUUUUAUUCGAAACCUAUUGCUGGCUUUUCUUCCCAUCAGCUCAUUUAUUUGGAUGCAGUUUUCCUUUAUCGUUGAGAUAUUCAUCUCUACUUAUGGACCAGGAAUAUUUGACAAGAAGAUCAAACGCUGGCAUUAGAAUAUCAGACUGCAAAUGAGUAGGGAGGAAGUAGUUGUUAUG